AUGGCUGGCCGUCAAAGCUCGGUUGUGUUAUUGAUGUUUACAGUGGCAAAAUUAUUAUUUCAGGGCGCAAAUGCGGUUACGAAGUACACAGUUGGAGACAGUUUGGGAUGGACACUCCCUCCCAACAAUUCACUUGGGUAUUAUGACUACUGGGCUAACAACAAGACAUUUCUGUUAGGAGACUACCUCGUGUUCGGCUGGACUGGGAUACAUACUGUAACUGAAGUAGACAAUGAAGAUGAAUAUAAUAACUGCACAAAGACAGGAAUAGUGAUCGUAACAAGAGGAGGAGUCAGUGUCCCUCUUAAUGCAAAUGGGACUCGCUAUUUCGUGUGCUCUGUUGGAAACCCCUGCGAACAAGGUAUGAAGGUGGCAAUCAAAGUUGGAAGUGGAAUGUCACCGCCACCGCCGCCACUGCCUCCCUCUGCAGCUCCAUCCCUCACCGUUGGUUCCUUGUUGGCCGUUGUUCCCUACUCCUUUCUCAUCUUCUUAUUUAGUUACAUGUAAAGCCUUCUUGGUGUACUAGAUAAUUUAAUAUUCAU
Molecule: messenger RNA, 542 nt
Organism: Hevea brasiliensis (rubber tree)
Lineage: Eukaryota; Viridiplantae; Streptophyta; Magnoliopsida; Malpighiales; Euphorbiaceae
Product: stellacyanin-like
Exons: 2
Coding region: 1-507 (168 amino acids)
Cellular component (GO): plasma membrane
Molecular function (GO): electron transfer activity
Source: RefSeq, a predicted model, not a curated record